Molecule: messenger RNA, 2520 nt
Organism: Fusarium venenatum
Lineage: Eukaryota; Fungi; Ascomycota; Sordariomycetes; Hypocreales; Nectriaceae
Biological process (GO): regulation of DNA-templated transcription; DNA-templated transcription
Molecular function (GO): zinc ion binding; DNA binding; DNA-binding transcription factor activity, RNA polymerase II-specific
Source: RefSeq, a predicted model, not a curated record
AUGUCGACAACUCAACCGGGCAUGUUCCAAUGUGGUUCAUGCAAGAAGAAUUACAAGCGCCUUGAUCAUCUAGCUCGUCACGUGCGCUCCCAUACACAGACGAAACCUUACAAGUGCCACGUCUGUCCAAAAGCUUUCACAAGACCUGACCUCCUCAAGAGACAUGUCUCUGGUCACGGCUCCCAAGCUGGGGAAGGUUCAGUGUCUGAUCAACCCCGGUUCAUGCCGGGAAGGGUAGGCAAGGCUUGUAAAGCUUGUUCAUCGAAUCAUUUACGGUGUAGUGAUGAGAAGCCCUGUCGGAGAUGCCAAGAGAAGGGCAUUGAGUGCAAGUGGAAUGACCCAAUGGAGAUGGACGCAGACUAUGCCUCGCCUGAGGAACAGCAGGAUGAGUCCAUGUUUUCACAAGAUAAUGGAUCUUCCAUCACUGCUUUUGGAGACGAAACAAAUAUCGGGACGUCUGGUUCGUCGGUGAUGGGUCAGCCGUCGCUGGAUAUCUUGACGCCUCAAACAACGCAGAGCUUGUUCCAAAAUCUCGACCCAUCCUUGAAUCCACCAACAGACCCUCUAUCCUUCCAAUUCCCCGACCUCAACCUCCUAUCUGGCACUUGGGCCUCUACCACCAACGAUGUAGAGAUGUUCUCCUACAAUGAACUCGACGACAUUGACCUACGAUUCCUUGACUCUUAUAAUACAUCCAUCCCCUUCGAGAUACGGAGUAUCCAGCCGACACCAAGAGGAGCCCAGACACCACGCGCUGCAUCACAUACCGACCCUGGUGAGCCAGCCGCCAUGUGUACCGAAGCGUUCCAGAAUUCGCAUUGGAAGUUCAGGCCCAACGCAAAGGACCAUGCAGGUGCUGAAGAACACAACCUUGCUCUCCCUGCUACUGAUUCAGCUUAUCCUUCUCCCGAGUCUGGCGUCGCUUUAGAUUUGAAUACAAGGGUCACUUGUGCCAAGCUUGAGGGGCCUGCACGAGACAGAAUCUUGAUGAUGGUUGUGAGCAGUUGUCGGUCGGAUCAUCUCUCAAAAGCAGUUGCAUCAUUUCCCUCUGCCGAGUUGCUGGAUACUCUUCUCCAGUUUUACUUGACCUCAUCUGUCACGCAUGCUACCGCUUUUAUCCACGCGGCUUCUUUCAAUCCCAAUGAAAAGAGACCAGAGCUGGUUGCCGCCAUGGCCGCUUGUGGUGCAGUCUUGACGUCCGACCCAGCACUAUCGAAGCUCGGCUACGCUAUACAAGAAUGCCUUCGAGUUGCUGUGGCUAAGCACUGGGAACGCGAUAACACUACCGUCCGAGACCUCCAACUCACCCAAGCGUUUCUGAUUAUCUUGGAAAUGGGCAUUUGGAGCGGCAUACCGAGGAAAGUCGAGAUAGCAGAAAGCUUCUUCAAUCCUGUUCUGACCAUGAUGCGCCGCGAUGGAAAAUUCAAAAGAUCAGCGUACUCGGAUCACAAAUCUGUCGGACCCCGUGCUUCACGUCAAGAUUGGCUGGAUUGGAUACAGCACGAAUCAUUUAAACGCGUUGCCCUACGAAUGCUUUCUCACGAUGCCAACUCUUCUAUGGCGCUGAUGGUCGGUCCAUUGGUCUCUUAUGCAGAGGUUCUACUGCCCUUGCCAGGACAUGCAGAAUUGUGGAUUGCUUCAUCUCCAGAGCAGUGGAGUUCCCUGAUGGCUUCGCGUGUGGACAGUGAACCACUUUACGUUGCAGAUGUCAUUGACGACCCUGACGUCUUAAACAACUUUUCAGGUUCGGUGGACGCUUACGCCGCGAUUCUCGCCGUCCUUGCAUGUACGUGGACCAUGUGCUGGGAAUACCUCCAAAUCGCAUCCCUACAACGAUCUAAACCGCGCCGAUGGAAUACUCUCGUGACAGAGAUGCGGAAAGACGAGUUACUCAAGCUUCUGGGCCAUUUGAAAUUGAGUUUAUCAGCAGAUGCCGCCGCAGACCCCGAGAUCAAAAUGCGUCUUGAGCUUGCAUUGCUGCACCUGCAAAUGCCAUUUGAGGAUAUCCAAAUAUUCGCCGGGAUGGAAGGACCCGAGCGUGCACGCGCAGUAUACCCCAUGGUUCGAGACUGGGCCAAGAGUGAAGCUGCUCGACACACAAUCUACCAUGCGGCUCAAAUCGUGCAAAUCGCCAAAGAAUCUCCCAAAGGCUCCAUGCGCGGGCCCAUGGCUAUCAUACUCUACCACGCCAGUUUGGCUUUUUGGGUGUACGGUUUGUUAUCGGAUCAGUCGCGCGCACUCAGCCAAAACGUGUGUCUCGAUGACGCGGACAGUCUCGCGUUACAACGAUUCAAGGGAUUUGGUCAAGGACAGCCCUGUAUUCGAUGGCAUUCAGAGAUUGAAGGACAAGGAGAAAUCAUGAUGAGCGUGUCGUUGAGUCAACCUAAUAAGGUCAUGGAAGCUGUAAUGGGUGUUGUGAGGAGGAACUUUGCGGGGUUGCCAACACCACAUCUUACAGAAAAAUUGGUGCAGCUUAUGGGGGAGUUGGAGAAUUCUGCAAAGAGAAAGAUGGAUACUUGA